UUCAAUCGCGGUGGCUCCUUAAAUGCCUUUUUACAUUUAGCGCUGUGGGAUCGCUAACAUAUAUUUUAUACAACCGCAAGCCCAGUGAAUACCACUUUUGCCCAAGUAAUGCAGCUGAAUCCGAAAAGCCUUUGGUCUUCGUUGGAGGCCAUCCCAGAAGUGGAACGACACUUUUACGCGUGAUUCUUGAUGUACACCCGAAAAUACGCUGUGGGGCUGAAACACAUGUCCUGUCACGCAUUCUCUCGUUGUACCGAUCCAUACAUGUCGGGAACAUGCUGAAACGAAUGGAGGCCGCGCAGCUGUAUCCCGUGGCAAUCAAUCGGGCUUUCUCAUCUUUUAUCAAUACUUUGAUUGAGAAUGCAGGUGAUUCUGCUGAAGUGUUGUGCAACAAAGAUCCGCUGGCUCUGCAGUACAGUACGUGGCUGCAGACACUAUUUCCUCAGGCAAAGUUUAUUCAUCUCGUUAGAGACGGGCGUGCAGUGACAGCUUCAAUGCUAAAGAAAUCAAGAACGUCAAGCAUAUGUGCUAAGCAUAGACUGAGAUGCUCGUGGUCUUCAGUGGAGCAUAGCGGCGAUUAUAUUGGAACUUCUAUCAUGAACCACCAACCGCGUGUAUCACCAUCUGCUGGUGCCUACUCCCAACAACUAUCUAAGACGUUGCCAUCUCAAGCUAGAAGGAUAUGGCACUUAUUUUGAACCGGGUUGGACUUUCUCAAAGACACGUCAAAAUUGGAAAAGGAAAAUUGGAUGCCUAUCAGACAUUUGCUCGCUGGGAGCGAAUCGUGAAAAAUAUUUCCGAUCAGUGUGCGAAUACCGCCUCUUGCCUUACAAUUCACUACGAGAAGCUAGUAUUACAGCCGAAAAAGACCAUGUCUCGAGUUCUGGAAUUUCUUCAUCUACCAUGGGACGACAGCGUCCUGAAUCAUCAUAAUUUAAUUAGGAACAGGACAAUUUUAAGCAGGAUGGAACCGAGCACCAGCCAGGUGAUCUAUCCGAUACAUAUGGAAGCGCUGUACACUUGGGCAUCCAACGACUCCGUGCUGUCACAAGAGUUUAUUCGGAACAUCCAUAAAACAAGUGCAGUGUUAAAAUCAUUAGGCUACGCUCAAGCAAACAUUCCGCCAAACUACGGGGCUCCGGAAUCAUCAGUUUUAGAGAGAACAAAGCACAUGUAUAACGAUGAAAAUUUUCGCAAGAUAUUUGGGAGAUCUAAUCGUUUGUGAUGGACAAAUUUUGAAGGUGUAUUAUGCGCUUUCCUGUCAUCGUUUAUUAAGUCAAACGAUAUGUUUUCAAACAAAAAUUGAAUUGUUUAUUUUCUUUUUUAACCUUCGUACGAUUUUAUAAACUUUCAUAUUUGAAAUGCGCGCAUUUCUUCUUUCA
This is a messenger RNA of Dicrocoelium dendriticum, 1382 nucleotides long. The record is from the annotation of a GenBank genome assembly. NCBI's taxonomy places the organism in Eukaryota, Metazoa, Platyhelminthes, Trematoda, Plagiorchiida, Dicrocoeliidae.